This is a messenger RNA of Pimephales promelas (fathead minnow), 6955 nucleotides long. RefSeq names its product laminin, gamma 1 (gene lamc1). Gene Ontology annotation, biological process: axon guidance; tissue development; animal organ morphogenesis. Gene Ontology annotation, cellular component: basement membrane. The record is from RefSeq and is a predicted model, not a curated record. NCBI's taxonomy places the organism in Eukaryota, Metazoa, Chordata, Actinopteri, Cypriniformes, Leuciscidae.
CGUAGGGAUUUUUUUUUGGAAGUACUUUGACUUGCGCACUAGCUGCCAGGGUGUAGUCGGAUAUAGUUCCAUUUCUCCAAAAGUUUUUUUUCCCAUGGCGGUGGUUACUAAGCACCAAUAAAGUGAAGGUCUGCACGAGAGAAGUCGCGAGGAGAUUUACUUAAGCCACAGCUAUUGCUUUUCUGGAGGUGACGCGAUUACCACCAUUUUCCGCAUGAGUUUAUUUAUUAAACCACAAACUCGGUAGCUGGCGAGUUACCGCAAACUUUUUAAAGACGGCGAGGAUUUUAAGGGAUAAAGACAGUGACGGUAGCUACGUGAGGUCGCAUAAACUAAAGGACACAAUGCCGCUUUUUAGUUAUUUGUUAUUAUGGACUUUGUGGGCAGCGUGUAGUCAUGGAGCGAUGGAUGAAUGUAUAGACGAGUCCAAUCGGCCUCAGCGCUGCAUGCCAGAGUUUGUUAACGCCGCUUUUAAUGUAACCGUGGUGUCCACCAACACUUGCGGUUCGCCGCCUGAAGAAUACUGUGUACAGACCGGGGUUACUGGAGUCACUAAAUCAUGCCACAUUUGCGAUGCCGGGGACCCCAGACAGCACCACAGUGCUGUUUAUCUCACCGAUUACAACAACCAAGCGGAUACCACCUGGUGGCAAAGUCAGACUAUGCUAGCGGGCAUCCAGUACCCGAACGUUAUCAACCUGACCCUUCACCUGGGCAAGGCUUUCGACAUCACCUAUGUGCGUCUGAAGUUCCACACCAGCCGUCCUGAGAGCUUUGCCAUCUACAAGCGCACCAGUGAGGACGGGCCAUGGGUUCCCUACCAGUACUACAGCGGCUCCUGCGAGAAGACCUACAGCAAGACCAACCGCGGCUUUAUCCGCACGAGCGAAGACGAGCAGCAGGCUCUGUGCACAGAUGAGUUCAGCGACAUCUCACCCCUCACCGGAGGAAACGUGGCCUUUUCCACGCUCGAGGGCCGACCCAGCGCAUAUAACUUCGACAACAGCCCUGUACUGCAGGAUUGGGUGACUGCCACAGACAUCAGAGUGAGCCUGAACAGAUUAAACACUUUCGGAGAUGAAGUUUUCAAUGAUCCCAAAGUUCUCAAAUCCUACUACUACGCUAUCUCAGACUUUGCUGUAGGAGGAAGGUGCAAGUGUAAUGGCCAUGCCAGCGAGUGCGUAAAGAACGAGCGCAGGAAGCUGGUUUGUAACUGCAAACACAACACAGAGGGAGCAGACUGCGGCAAGUGCAAGCCCUUCUACAAUGACCGUCCCUGGAGAAGAGCCACCGCUGAAAGCCCCAACGAGUGUCUGCCAUGUAAUUGUAACGGAAAGAGCGCGGAAUGUUACUUCGACCCCGAGCUGUAUCGUGCCACUGGACAUGGAGGUCACUGCCGCAACUGUGCCGACAAUACAGAUGGACCAAACUGUGAGCGAUGCUUGGACAACUACUACAGAGAUCCUUCUGGCCAGCGCUGUCUUUCCUGCAGCUGCAACCCUAUCGGUUCUCUCAGUACUCAGUGUGACAACACUGGCAGGUGUAGCUGUAAGCCGGGAGUGAUGGGAGAUAAGUGUGACAGAUGCCAGCCUGGGUACCACACACUGACUGAGGCAGGCUGCAGACCCUGCUCUUGUAAUCCGUCUGGAAGCACUCAGGAGUGUGAUGUCCAGACUGGACGCUGCCAGUGCAAGGAAAAUGUGGAUGGAUUCAACUGUGACAGGUGUAAACUGGGCUACUUCAAUAUGGACCCCCAAAAUCCUCAGGGAUGUACUCCGUGCUUCUGCUUCCAGCAUUCCACUGUGUGUGACAGCGCCGAGGGCUACAGCGUGCACAAAAUCACUUCCAACUUCGACAGGGACGAUGAGGGCUGGAAAGGACAGCAGAGAGAUGGUUCCGGCGUUCUCGUGCAGUGGUCACCCAGCUCUCGAGAGAUCUCGCUCAUCUCAGAAGACUACUUACCCAUCUACUUUGUGGCUCCAGAGAAAUUUCUUGGUAAUCAGCUGCUGAGCUAUGGUCAGAAUCUCACGCUGAACUUCAGGAUUCAGAGACAUGAUGCUAGACUGUCAGCGGAGGAUGUUGUGCUGGAGGGGGCGGGGCUUCAUGUUGCUGUGCCACUUAUUGCCCAGGGCAAUUCCUACCCAGGAGAGGAGACACAAACUUUUGUGUUCAGACUCCAUGACACCGCUGACUACCCUUGGAGACCUACAAUGAAACAUGCUGACUUCCAGAAACUUCUGCACAAUCUGACUUCUGUUAUGAUUCGUGGAACCUACAGUGCCAAAAGUGCUGGUUAUUUAGACAACGUUUCCCUUGUGACCGCCCGCCGUGGCGCUGGAACUCCAGCUCGUUGGGUUGAGAAGUGUACGUGUCCUCAGGGUUACUUGGGGCAGCAUUGUGAGAAGUGUGAUCUGGGAUAUAGGAGGAGCCAACCUAAGCUGGGCCAUUUUAGCCCUUGCGAGCCAUGCAACUGCAACAGACACAGUGACACCUGUGACCCUGUGACAGGAAUGUGUAACUGCCAGCACAACACAGCCGGCAUGAGCUGCGAGAGGUGUAAGGAUGGAUACUAUGGUGACGCUACGGUCGGCUCUUCUUCAGACUGUAAACUCUGUCCCUGCCCAGAGGGUGCCACGUGUGCUGUGGUGCCCAAGACCAAAGAGGUGGUCUGUACAAACUGCCCAACUGGAACCACAGGUAAACGAUGUGAACUAUGUGACGACGGCUUCUUUGGGGACCCUCUUGGUGAAAAAGGGCGAUCCACACCAUGCCAGGCCUGCAAUUGCAAUAACAACAUCGACCCCAACGCUGUGGGCAACUGUAACCGAGAGACGGGCGAAUGCCUCAAGUGCAUCUACAACACCGCCGGCUCCUUCUGUGACCGUUGCAAAGAGGGUUUCUAUGGCGAUGCCCGUGCCACAAAUGUAGCUGAUAAAUGCAAAUCGUGCUCGUGUUCUCCAUACGGUACAGUAGACGGGCAGACGACCUGCUCUCAGGUGACGGGCCAGUGUCAGUGUCUUCCACAUGUCAUUAACAGAGACUGUGGUGCAUGCGAGCCCGGAUUCUACAACCUACAGAGCGGCAAAGGCUGUGAAAGAUGCAACUGCAACCCUAUUGGCUCCACAAAUGGCCAGUGUGAUAUCGGAAGUGGCCAAUGUGAGUGUCAGCCUGGGGUCACAGGUCAACAAUGCGAGCGCUGCGAGGUCAACUUCUUUGGAUUCAGUUCGUCGGGUUGCAAACCUUGUGACUGUGACCCAGAAGGCUCUCAGUCCGCACAGUGCAAAGAAGAUGGCCGUUGUCAGUGUCACCCAGGCUUUGUGGGAAGUCGCUGCGACAUGUGUGAGGAGAACUACUUCUACAACCGCUCCACUCCAGGCUGCCAGCAAUGUCCCAACUGUUACAGCCUGGUCAGAGACAAGGUGAACCAGCAGAGACAGAAGCUUCUUGAUCUUCAGAAUUUGAUCGAUAAUCUGGACAACAGUGAGAAUACAGUGAGCGACAAGGCCUUUGAAGACAGACUUAAGGAGGCAGAGAAAACAAUAAUGGACUUACUGGACGAGGCUCAGGCUAGCAAAGAAGUUGAUAAAGGUCUUUUGGACCGUCUAAACAACAUCAACAAAACCCUGAACAACCAGUGGAACAGACUGCAGAACAUCAAGAACACGGUGGACAACACGGGAACACAGGCAGAUAGAGCACGUAACCGAGUCCGUGAUGCAGAGAACCUGAUCAACACUGCUAGAGAGGAGCUGGACAAAGCCAAAGAGGCCAUCAGUAAAGUGGACAUUAAAAUACCCACAAGCUCUGGAGAUCCAAAUAAUAUGACACUUCUGGCAGAGGAAGCCCGUAAACUGUCUGAAAAACAUAAAGCAGAUGCCGAUCAGAUUGAAAAGAUUGCAAAGGAUGCAAAUGACACUUCCACGAAGGCUUAUAAUAUGUUAAAGAAGGCGCUCGAUGGUGAAAACAAGACAAGCAGCGACAUUGACGAUCUCAACAGGAAAUAUAUUGAAGCAAAAGAGCUGGCCAAGAAUCUGGAGAAACAAGCUGCUAAAGUACAUGCUGAAGCCGAAGAGGCAGGAAACAAAGCUCUGAAGAUAUAUGCUAACCUGACUAGCUUGCCUACAGUCGACACCAAAACUUUAGAGGACGAGGCCAAUAAGAUUAAGAAGGAGGCAUCAGACCUGGACAAACUGAUAGACAAGACCGAGAAGGAGUACAACGACCUGAGAGAGGACCUGAGGGGCAAAGAGACAGAGGUCCGCAAACUACUGGACAAAGGAAAGACUGAGCAACAGACGGCUGAUCAGUUGUUGGCACGGGCAGAUGCAGCAAAAGCUUUGGCUGAGGAGGCAGCAAAAAAAGGCAAAUCUACCUUCCAAGAGGCCCAGGACAUAUUGACCAACCUCAGAGAUUUCGACAAGAGAGUGAAUGACAACAAAACUGCUGCUGAGGAUGCCAUGAGGCGAAUCCCAGAAAUCAAUGCGACAAUCAAUGAAGCCAAUGAGAAGACCCGAAGAGCAGAGGCGGCUUUAGGCAACGCUGCCGCAGAUGCUAAAGAAGCUAAGGCAAAGGCAGAUGAAGCGGAGAAAAUUGCUAACGAUGUACAGAAGGGUUCGGCAAAGACUAAGACGGAUGCAGAAAAAGCUUUUGAGGACACCAUGAAACUGGAUGGAGAGGUGAACAAUAUGAUGGACCAGCUCACCGCUGCUGAGAAAGAGCUAGAGAAGAAGAAAGCAGAGGCGGAUGCUGACAUGAUGAUGGCAUCCAUGGCGUCUGACAAUGCUAAAGAAGCUGAGGGUAAUGCCAGAAAAGCCAAAAAUGCUGUCAGGACGGUGCUGAGCACAAUCAAUGAAUUAUUAAGCCAGCUCGGCAACAUCGAUAAGGUGGAUCUGAGCAAGCUGAAUCAGAUCGAUAACGCCUUAAAAGACGCCAAGGACAAGAUGGCAGGAAGUGAGCUGGACAGGAAGCUAAAGGAGCUGAAUGACGUCGCCAAGAGCCAGGAGGACAUGAUCAGCGACUACGACCGCCAGAUCCGAGAGAUCCGAGCGGACAUCGCUAACCUCAACGACAUCAAGAACACUCUGCCGGAAGGCUGCUUCAACACUCCGUCUCUAGAGCGGCCUUAACCUCCACGCCACACGCUACACUCCCUGUGUUCUUCAGUGUCCUCAUCAGACAACACCCUCAACCAAAACAGGCUAUUUCCUUUCAAAAUCUCUUAUUUGCAUUUGAUUUAUUAGGUUAUUUGUUUGUGUUUCUACACGUUUCUUCGAGAUCAUGUUUUACAAACAGAAGACAAAAGCAGCUUUUUUUUUUUUUUUUUUUUUUUGAUACGUGAAGAGAACUCCAAGCAAUGGCGCUCACCAGCCGUGUGUGUGUGCGUGUGUGUUUGUGUGUGUGUGCGUGCGUAUUUGUGUUUGUGUGCUUUUAGAGACCUUAAACCCACAUGACUGCACCACCUCCAGCUCUUCCUCUCAAACCUCUCUGAUCUUUACCACAGAAUCAGAAUUAUAUGACUCAAUCAGAAGCCUAGACGUUUGUCAGGGGAAGUUCGCUACUUAAGCUAGUGUAUAUCAUCAUCGGUAACGCUCAAAGCUAUAACAGUGAAGGAAUCUUAAUUUGUUCGUAAUGCGCAUCUGCUUUCGCCCCUCGUGCUAGAUUUGGUACUGAUAAAGUGUUUCGUACACGUUAAAACAGUAUUUCAGCUCGUGUAUAUAUAAAUUGUUCAGUACUAGAAGUCCCUGCAUGGCUCUGCUGAUUUCUUACAUUUCAUGGUUGAGACAUUUUGUGUUCAUUUUUUUUUUUAUUUUUGUCAGACGCUGCUGCUUAUUACAGGUGUCCUGCGAAUCACAUUAACAUGAGCAAAACUCAACACUAUGCAACUUUGUACAUUGGCGUAGCAAGACUUUUAUCUGAAUACACUGGUGCUAAUAAUUAUUUCAAAUGUUAUAUUUUUGUGUGAAUGUUUUUUUUUUUUCUCCUUUUUUUAUUAUAAUAUAGAGUUGAGGAAUUGUUAUUUGUGUAAAUAUGCGUAAAUGAUUCAGGAACGGCUGAUUUUAAACCCAAGAUCUAAACAGCCACCUCAUCGGUUCCUUCAUCAGAAAAAAACAAAAAUCAGCCAAAACUUCUGCAUAAUAUAUAUAUAUAUAUAAUAUGUUCUGUGGUAUAAUACGCUUGCCUGUAUACAUGGCUCAGUGUUGCAUCAUAGCUCUAUCAUUUAUUUUAUUUGUGGUUCAUUUUCAGCGGAUGGUGAUGCGUAAUGUCUUGACCCUUUAACUUGUACAUCCCCCAAUCAUGUCUGAACAUCCACACGUCUCUAACAUUUCAUAUUUAUCGGAAUGAUUUGCUUUACUUGAGAUGGUAAGCUUAAUCACGUGUUGCUAGUUAACCAUCUAUUUUAGUGCCUAAACUUUUGGACAUAAUCCUCUAAAUGUGGACGUUGCAUUUUAAGUUAGAGGUCUUUCAAAUGAUGUCCAAAUGAUGAUUUUAGUACAUUUCACUGUUUGUUUCUUACUGUUACCGUAUCCGUAGUUCCUUCAGUUACAGUCUUACUCUGACAGGUUCGCUGAGUUUAGCAGUUCCUCGGCCGAUAAUGUCACGUCGAGAUUCAACUAUGGAAAGUGCCACUAUUGAACAUCAGACAUAUUAUUAUAGACCUCCCCACUGCGGACAUAAGUGCAACACGUACACGUUUAUGUAUAAACAGUAUUUUUAAUUUAUAAUGUAUCAAGUAUUUGUGAUCUGUUGUUCUACAGUUAGAGUAUGUGUUUGCUGCACAAGUCUUUGUGAUCCUUUGGUUCUAGAGAGUGUAAUGGUUUUUAAAGACUCCCUUCCCUCUGUUUUAAUCAAGGUAUUCAUAAACACACUCCCAGGACCUCACACACCUCUGCUUGUUACCCAGUUGCCUGUAAAUUCGAGCGUAACAUUUGAAUAAUAAACAGUGGUUAUUACAGGA